AUGCUAGUGAUUCUUCUUUGCCUGUCGUUUUCCAAUGUAGUACAUUCGUCUUACCACAUCAGAGAUAACUCACUCGUUCCUCCAUAUUCAAGCCCUCACUGGGUACCUUAUGGAUCAACGAUUAUUGAACCUCAGUUUGUACGCCUAACUUCCGAUGUAAAAAGUAAUCAAGGAGGUAUUUUCAAUAUAAAACCCUUAUUUGCUCGUGAUUGGGAGGUGGUUAUUUUGUUCCAUGUUCAUAGUCCCAAAACUCUGGUCGGUGAUGGAUUUGCUUUCUGGUAUACUCAACAUCCUCCUUCAAGUGGGCCGGCAUUCGGUAGUCGAGAUAAGUUCCGUGGGUUGGCCGUUUUCUUUGAUACUUACGCUAAUCAAAAUGGUGAGCAUAGUCAUGAGCAUCCUUAUGUCAGUGCAAUGAUUAACGAUGGAUCUAAACACUAUGACCAUGAUAAGGAUGGAACUUUAACUGAAUUAUCUGGUUGUUCAUCUAAUUUUCGUAAUAAUGACUACUCAAUGGCCACAAUUCGUUACGCUAAUAACCAGUUAAAGGUUUCUUUGAAAUAUCAAGGUGCUACAGAUCCUGUAGACUGUUUCACAGUUGACGGAGUACGUUUACCUACUGGCUAUUUUAUUGGAAUCUCAGCCGCUACUGGUGACCUUUCAGAUAAUCACGACAUAUACUCUAUUCAUACUUAUGAACUGGAUGUUGGUCGAAAAGACGAUCCGUUCGCUGACUUUUCUAAAAUUGAACCAUCAGCUGAUCAGGAGGCUGCACCAAGAGCUCGAGUCGAUGAUACUCCACCAUCGAGAUUCAGCCGCGUACUUACAUUAUUUUCUUGGUUAUUCGUAUUUGGAUUUAUUAGUGGUGGUGGAUAUAUGGGCUAUAAAUAUUAUAAGAAGCGUCAAAGGCAAAUGAAGCGAUUCUAUUAG
Schistosoma guineensis is the source of this 927-nucleotide messenger RNA. The record is from the annotation of a GenBank genome assembly. Lineage: Eukaryota; Metazoa; Platyhelminthes; Trematoda; Strigeidida; Schistosomatidae.